Molecule: messenger RNA, 3836 nt
Organism: Theobroma cacao (cacao)
Lineage: Eukaryota; Viridiplantae; Streptophyta; Magnoliopsida; Malvales; Malvaceae
Product: putative disease resistance protein At1g58390
Biological process (GO): defense response to other organism
Molecular function (GO): ADP binding
Source: RefSeq, a predicted model, not a curated record
CAGACAGGCAUCUUAGGUUGCCUAUCCGUUGAAAUGUUGAAAAGGGCAAAGGAAAAUAAUCCAACAAACGAAUGUUGUCCACAAUUAAUCAAAUCCAAAGGGUCAAAAACAAUCAACAAAAUAGAAGCAAAUUCCCAUCUUUAUCCGUUGCUUGAGAGUUUUGCCUUAUUCUUAGCCUGUUCUUCUCCAUGGAUGCUGAAGUGGUAGUUUCUCUUCUCUCACAGAAACUGCAAAAUCUUCUCCAUGAUGAAGCGAUAGCCCUGACCCCAAAGGUGAAAGAUCAAGUUCAGAGAACCACCCACCAGCUCAACUUGAUCAGGCAGUUGCUGAAAGAAGCAGAUCAGAAGAAUCGAGCAUUAACUGUUGAAAUUAACAGCGGUAAGUGUACAACUCGUCUCUUGCGAGCUCUCUACUCUAUGGAUGAUGCCAUUGACAACUUUCUAGUCAGGAAAGCAUUGCAGAGUCGGAAGCCUUUCACUUCUUUCUGUAACCGAGUUGUCUUCAACAAAGAGAUGAAACAAUUCAUUUCCAAGACUGGAGACUUAAUCAAAGAUAAGCAACCAUUGGAUAUUCAAGAUGUUACUGAUAACAAUAUCCCAGGCCCGAGCCAACACCAACGUUGGGCAAGAAUAUCUGAUUUUUGUUUCGACGGUGAAAGUCACGUGGUUGGCCUUGAGGAACAAGUAAAGAAUUUGGUUGCUCUUGUAGUCCAGGGGGCAGAGCAAGGGAACCAACCAGCAAUUGUUUCGAUGGUUGGCGAGGGAGGAUCAGGCAAAACAGCCAUAGCAAGAAUCGUAUACAACAGAGUGGACAUCAAGCGGCAUUUCACUAGCCGUGCAUGGGUUCAUGUUACGAAAGAGUUCAAAGUGAGAGAUUUAUUGGUUGACAUGAUUACCCAGCUUGAUGAAAAGAUUGCGAAAGAGCCAUUACUGGAGGACGAAUUAAAGUGGAGGCUCCCUAAACUUCUAGGACAAGGAAGAUAUCUAAUUGUUGUUGACGAUGUCGAUGCUCCUGAAUUUUGGGAAGCAAUCAAGGAGGUCUUUCCACCCUUUUCCCACGGUGGUGUGGUGAUUGUAACUACCCGAAAGGCGGGCCUGGCAGUGCCAGCUGGUUCAACUCUACAGGUACGUCCAUUGAAUGAUGAAGAAAGCUGGGCUUUGUUCUUAAAGAAGCUAGACAUAACUGAAGAUAGAUUACAUAAUUCUCAGUUAAUGAAAUUCAAGGGGCAAAUCUUGAAAUUAUGUGGUGGUUUACCUCUAGCAAUUGUCUUAAUGGGUGGUUUGUUGUCUGCUAAAGAAUUAACAGAUAGCGAAUGGUCAAGAGUGAUCGAGCAUGUGAAUGCUAUAGAAGGUAUCUUGGCCUUAAGCUAUCAUGAAUUGCCUUCUUACUUGAAGCCCUGCUUUCUUUACAUGGGACUCUUUCCGAAAGCGAUUGAGAUCCCCAUAAGGAGGUUGAUUCAUCUGUGGGUAGCUGAGGGUUUUGUCACAUCCUUGUCUGACGGUGAUAUGGUUGAGGAGGAUCUGGCAGAAAUGUAUUUUGAGGAACUAGUUUGUAGAAAAAUGAUUGAAGUGGUAAGAUGGAGGUUAGAUGGGAGCCCCAAAACAUGUCGUUUGCCAAGCCUUGUCCAUGAUGUCUUCUCCUUAAAAGCAAGGGAUAUUGGAUUUCUUCAGAUCCACAAUACGUCAUUUUCAGCUAACACAUCACAAUUACCAGUCCGGAGACUUGCAACAUAUUCAAACAUCCCUUUUUCAAAACUUCACGAAAGCCAUUUACGUUCUUAUGUAUCUUUUAACACUUUAAAAGGAGGUAUCCCUGCUGGAAAUUCAAGCAUGUUUUUAGACAAGAUUAUGAGUAAGGGAAACCUCGGAGUGUUUAGGGUGCUUGAUCUUGAGGGUGUCUACAAACCUCAGCUUCCCAAGGCAAUGGGCACUCUCUUGAACUUAAGGUACCUAGGCUUAAGAUCCACUGUUAUUAAUUCACUUCCAGUCUCUAUUGGCGUUUUGCAAUGCCUGGAAACUUUGGAUGUGAAGCACACCAACAUAACCACUUUGCCUGAUUCUUUUUGGAAGAUUAGGGGCCUGCGCCAUCUCUAUCUGAAUGGAAUUUGUCUUGAUUCUUUGGACGUGCUCUCAGCGGAGACUUUGAAUAAGCUUCAAAGCUUAUGUGGGUUGUCUAUUAGCACCGAAUCUUUAGUUGCAGAGACCUUGAGCAAGUUUAAAUGCCUCAGAAAGUUGCAGUUGACAUUCUAUAUCCCAAGAAGUAUAAAAAUUGAUUGGACAUCUCAACUGAACAAACUUCACUCUCUAAGGAUAAGAUCAAUGAGAAAGUCUGGUGAGAGUGCACCCAUCAAGUUAACGAGCUUCAAGGAGCAGCACAACCUGGUCAACUUAUAUUUGUUUGGAUCGUUACUAAGACCAUUCAAAUCCACAAUAUUUCCUCCAAACCUGAAAAGCCUCACUUUAUCAAAGACAGUACUGGGCAAAGAUCCAAUGCUAGAGCUAGGAAAGCUGCCUCAGUUAAAUAUACUAAGGCUUUUCAGUUUUUCCUACAUAGGGGAAGAAAUGACUUGUGUCUCUGGAGCAUUUCCUCAACUCCAUGUCUUGAAACUGUGGCAACUGGGCAAUUUUAGUAAUUGGCUUGUGGAAGAAGGAGCCUUGCCUAGUCUCAGAGAAUUAGAAAUUAGGGACUGUAGAAGUCUCAAAACGCUGGAUGCAUUAUACCAGCUGACCAGCUUGAGGGAAUUGAUACUUACUAAUAUGCCACCAGAUUUUGCAGACUAUGUUAGAGGCAUUAAUAGCACCGGCAGCGCUGUAUUUAUCAAAGAAAAUCACUGGGAACCUUCUCCUCCGAUGUUGUAGGAAUGAGAUCCUGGAGGCAAGAGUCAGGACAGAGUAUAUGCCCUUCCGCGAGAAAGACCAUCACUCUAGGGAAAUCAUAUUCUGCAUCAAUUUCAUAUUUUCUGAAAUGUUACCAUUUAAAAGUUGUGUAGCAAAUCUACUUGCUCUAUUUCAUUGAGACUGGAUUUCUGAAGCAACACAACAAAGGCCUCAAUAACCUCAUGCUUCAUGCACUUGUAUUUCUGCUAUGUUAAAACUUUGCAGCAAUUACUGGAAUAAUUUUUAUUUGUUUAUCAAAGUGAAUAUAUACAGGUCAAUUUCCUAGAAUACUUGAAUGACCAUCUUAAAUCAAACUUACAAGGUAGCUUAGCAAUAGUCCUUGGAAGUCCAAUUUUCAUGAAGAAUCCUAACUAGCUUUUUGUCUCUGGAAGGAAGAGAGAGGACAAGAACGGAGGUGGGACAGGGAGCAAAUAGUAAAGUCAUAAGUUCCUAACCUUUUCUCCGAGGCUAAUCAUUUUUGAUUCGAUAGAGCGACAAAGGUACUCAAGAAGCUAGUUGAACUUGAAACUUGGGCGAUGUAUCUCAGGCUGUGUUAUUGUAGAACACCAUCAUCUCCUACAGAUCAGCAACAAAUCUCCCAUAAACGAGCAACAAAUUACUCACCAAACCAGCAACAAAUUACUCACCAUACAUGGCAGCAGAUCAGCACCAAACCAGCAGCAAUUCAGCAACAAACAUGGUAGCAGAUCAGCACCAAAUCAGCAACAGACAUGGCAGCAGAUCAGUAGCAAGAAUAGCAGCAUGUGUUGUAAUAUUUUUGUAAAGAGACGUUGCACCAAUUUUGUGUAUAAAUCCUGUAAUCUCUCCCCUAUAAUCUCUCUCUAUUGUUAGACAAAGUUUUCUUAUAUAACAUAGUUUGUAACCUAUAUAAAGAGGGGAGAACCAACUAAGUUCUCAAGCAGAAAAAACACAGAAACUUAUACAUUUGUUUUCCUCUUC